AUGGAUUCUUCUAGCCCACCAUUACCAGCUCCAACUGAUUUGACAGCUACAUGGAACUUCCUUGAAAAUGGCAUCGAACAUAUUAUGAAUAGAUUGGAAGAAGGGCUUAGUUAUAAACGAUAUAUGGAUCUUUAUACUGGUAUCUACAAUUAUUGUACGAGCAGUCGUAUGAAUCCUGGGUUUACUUCAGAACCUCUCGCAGGUCCCGGUGCAAACCUGAGUAAUAAUCGAGGCGCCAAUUUAAUGGGAAGUGAUUUAUAUCAAAACCUUCAAAGAUAUCUUGAAAGAUAUCUUCAUACUAUUCGCGAGAAUUCAACUCAACAUAUGGAUGAAAAUUUACUGCGGUAUUAUACAAAACAUUGGGAGAAAUAUACUACGGCGUCUUCCUACGUACAUCAUGUAUUCAGAUACCUUAAUCGUCACUGGGUCAAAAGAGAAAUCGAUGAAGGUCGUAAAACCGUUUAUGAUGUCUAUACCCUCACUCUUGUUAGCUGGCGAGAUUAUAUGUUCAUGCAUGUAGAGCGUCAUGUAAUGGCAGCUGUUCUAAAACUCAUCGAACGUCAAAGGAACGGUGAGAGUGUCGAAACUGGCUUGGUGAAAAGCGUUGUUGAAUCCUUUGUUGCCCUCGGUCUUGAUGAUGCCGAUUCCACAAAAUCAACGCUUGACGUAUACAAGGAACACUUUCAAAAACCAUUCGUAGAAGCUUCUGAAGUCUAUUAUAAAGCAGAAUCAGAGAAAUUUGUUAGUGAGAACAGCGUCACUGAAUAUAUGAAGAAGGCUGAAGCUCGUUUACGAGAGGAAGAAAAUCGUGUUAAACUAUAUUUGCACCAAAGUACCCAUAAACCACUUAUCACAACAUGUGAGACAGUGCUCGUGAAGAAUCACACUGACAUUAUGUGGGAUGAAUUCCAGAAUCUACUAAACCUUGAUAGGAUGGAUGAUUUAAAUCGAAUGUAUUCUCUUUUGUCGCGUAUUACUGAAGGAUUAGAACCUUUACGCACGCGUUUCGAAGAACACGUUCGUAAAGCAGGAUUAAAUGCUAUUGAGAAAGUUGCAGAUGAAGUCAGCGAUAACAUGGAACCAAAAAUAUAUGUUGACGCGUUGCUUGAAGUUCACAGUAAAUAUAAUGAUAUGGUUACAACAGCCUUUAGAGGCGAAGCUGGUUUCGUUGCUUCACUUGAUAAAGCAUGCCGAGAAUUCGUAAAUCGCAAUAAAGUGUGUAAAGCCUCGACAUCAAAAUCACCAGAAUUAUUGGCUCGAUUUUGUGAUUCUUUGCUUAGAAAAAGUUCAAAGAACCCUGAAGAAAAUGAUCUUGAAGAUGUCUUAAACAAUAUUAUGACUGUAUUUAAAUAUGUGGAGGAUAAAGACGUUUUCCAAAAGUUCUAUUCAAAGAUGCUGGCAAAACGUUUAGUAAACGGAACGUCAGCAUCAGAAGACGCAGAAUCUAGCAUGAUAUCUAAAUUAAAGGAAGCAUGUGGUUUCGAAUAUACAUCAAAAUUACAACGUAUGUUUACCGAUAUGGGGUUAAGCAAAGAUCUUAAUGAUCAAUUCAAAGAGCGCACUUCUAUGGAAGCUAAUGAACAAGUCGACUUCUCUGUUCUUGUUUUGGGUACUGCGUCUUGGCCACUUCAACCAUCUACAACAAACUUUAAUAUACCAGAAGAACUUGAAAGAACUUUCCAACGUUUCAAGAUGUUUUAUCAAAAUAAACAUUCUGGUCGCAAACUUAAUUGGUUAUUCCAUCUUUCAAAAGGAGAAUUAAAGGCUAACUAUUGUCACCUAUCGAAGACAGGGUAUACAUUCCAGGUAUCAACAUACCAAAUGGGCAUUCUUUUGCAAUACAAUAAAGAUUUGUCAUACAGCUUUGAGGAAUUAAAACAGAGUACAAAUUUGAAUGCAGAAGUUUUGAUAGGUGCCCUAGGGACUUUAGUUAAGGCAAAGGUGCUCGAACUUUCUGACGGCACGGAAGUUGGUGAUCCUUCGUCCCGUUACGAACUGAAUACGGAGUUUAAGAGGUUUAUUAUUCAGAAUGUUUAG
Molecule: messenger RNA, 2037 nt
Organism: Dentiscutata heterogama
Lineage: Eukaryota; Fungi; Glomeromycota; Glomeromycetes; Diversisporales; Gigasporaceae
Source: the annotation of a GenBank genome assembly